GUUUCGAGUGGCCGCUUGACUCGUACAGGAGGGUCUUUUAACCGUCCAUUCCGCGUUAAGUGGCAGUCGUACCUACGGAGGGGCUCGGUCGUAACAGAAAAGGAUGGCGAGCCGUGUGCGUGCUUUACAGCCCUACACUGACCAGUCCGAGUCAGUAUUCACCGCGAUUGGUCUCUACUCUGUUGUCGAUGCUUUGCUAUUCCCGUCUUAAGUCGAAACUAAUCGAGCCCGGCGGUGCUGUCGCGUGUUUCCACUGACGACGAUCCGUUAUUUUCGUCUCGGUCGGGCCGAGCGUCUCUCGCUCUCGUCGCGGUUGUGCCCGCGGGCGGCCUUUGUAUCUUUCCUUUUCUCCUUCGUCGAAUCGCUUUCGGCUUUCACCGACGAAUGCUCCACGAAAACGACGGAACAAUGUCGUAACACUAUCAGCGCCGGAGACGACGGACGGUGUUUUGAACGUUCUUCUCGACCAGCUAAAUCGGAUCGGGAACGGCCGAUAUACAGUAAUAAAAAAAAGUGUGUAUAUAUAUAUACCGUGUCGAGAUGCAAACGCGUGUGCAAGCCUGUGCUCGUUCCUCGUGCGAUAUACAAUAAGGACGCGGAAGAAAGUUUGAUAAAUGUACGAGUCGACACGUUUCGCGAGAAUUAGAGUCUGAACGACGCGGUUACAAAAUAUUUAAGCGAGGAGAAGAAGAGCCGGACCGCCGUGGAACGCGAGGUUGAAAAAGAAACGAUCAAAGAAAGCGUUAAGAAGAUAAUCGUUGUGCAUAAGAAGAGCCGCCGCGGUACGAGGGAAGCAUAGGAGGAGAAAAGGAACACGGGAGAGAGAGAGAGAGAGAGAGAGAGAAAGAGAGAGAGAGCAGGAAAGCGAAAGAGAGAGAGAGAGAGAAGGGGAAGGAGUAAAAUAUCUACGUGUACGCGCGUAGAUCGGUGAAACCGGAGGGAAAUUCGCGCGCGCGAGAUUCGACGAUUCUGCCGCCUAGGAGAACAGCCGAGCGGCCGAUGUUCGUUCGGUUCGAGCGCGUGAGAAAAUUGGUUGGAGCGUAUGCAGUGGCUGGCACGGAUACAGACAUUAAACCUAUCAACUCUGUUCGCUGUUGACAGCCGGCGCGGAGUUUGCUGUUAUGCAAUCGAAAUGCUGGCAAAAUUCGGUGAAAGAAUAGCGGCACGUUUAACGUUGGAAAACGACGAGAGGCGAUAGACGCGCGGUGGAACGAGCCGACGAAAGAGUAUAUAAUUCUUAACGCGCGAAUAGACGACACUGGACGGAGCCGGACGAAGUUGGCAGUAACAGGAUCGAGUUGCGUCGCGCGUACAAACCGAGCUCUGUGUCUCGGUUGUACCAGAUUCGAGUGCGGUCGAUCUCGUGAAUUGUUCCACGUCGAAAAAAAAUAGUGCCCGAUAUCUUGACGAAUUUAUAAGGAGAUAAUGUUAUCUUGAGCAUUCGAGGAGCACCAUCGAAAUCGGUGGGACUGAUUCGGCUCGGGCACGGUGUUCGUCGAGGGAGAUGAAGCUGCCGUCGGCGCUCACGAUCUACCAUGGGGGACAACGACCGUCGUCGUGUUACGAGAAGUCGUGUCAGCUUUGCGAUUCGCUACACUAUGCAUCGACAACAGAGGCUUCGAUCGCCAUCGUCGUCUCCUUCGUCGCAAUCUUUGCCGCGUUUCUCAACGUCCCGGUCAUCCGUCGCGAGCGUGCUGCUGGCACCAGCGGCGACGUCGACGGCGACGUCCGCGCCAACGCCGACGCCGACGUCGACAACACCAGCGCUAACGGCGACAUCUGCACCGGCGCCGAUAAUACCGAUCGUACCGACGCCGACGAAACCGAUCGCGACCACCACCGGCCGUCCGACGUCGUCCAUCGUUCUGCCGGCGUCGUCGACGUGGUCCCCGUCGAAACUGUCGCCGUACGUCUGGAACGUGCAGCAGACGUCGUCCUGCUCCAGCCUAGCCUUGCUGUCGAACGAAUCGUCGACGACGUCGUCGUCGUCACCGUCGACGUUAUCGCUACCGGUACCUUGCCCGAGACUCGUCUCCGUUCUGGCAUGGUCGAUGACGUUGCUCCUCGUCACGUCGUGCAUCGGCUUAACGGACGCCGGGAUCCUGAACGGGCAUCCGUUGGGUAAACGAUCCUUCAUCGACAUCCAAUGCAAGGGUAUAUACGACAAAAGCAUAUUCGCCCGACUGGAUCGUAUCUGCGAGGAUUGCUACAAUCUGUUCCGUGAGCCGCAGCUACACCAAUUGUGCAGGAAAAACUGCUUCACGUCAGACUACUUCAAAGGAUGCAUAGACGUGCUGUUGCUGCACGACGAAGUAGAGAAAAUCCAAACGUGGAUCAAGCAACUUCACGGAGCGGAACCCGGGGUUUAGGCAAAAUUGCUUCGGUACACAAUACUUUCCAAGUUGUAUUCAAGCGUUGCUGCUCGAGGACGAGAUGGAAAAGUUCCUGGAGAUGGC
Megalopta genalis is the source of this 2456-nucleotide messenger RNA. It is a transcript of the gene ITP, whose product is annotated as ion transport peptide. Gene Ontology annotation, biological process: circadian rhythm. The record is from RefSeq and is a predicted model, not a curated record. Gene Ontology annotation, molecular function: neuropeptide hormone activity. Gene Ontology annotation, cellular component: extracellular region. NCBI's taxonomy places the organism in Eukaryota, Metazoa, Arthropoda, Insecta, Hymenoptera, Halictidae.